UGGGCCAUUUCAUGGCUGCUAUUCGUGCGAUUACUAUCUUCAUGAUCAAUGCCUUAAUAUUCCUCGCUCUCUUCAACACACUUCUCAUCCCUCUCACCCCUUGACUGUCUUCCCAAAACCGAUGUAUUCGAGUAAAUCAUUUUCGUGCAAUGCAUGUGGAUCAAUAGGCAAUGCCUUCAGUUUCAGUUGUGCACACUGUGAAUUUGAUCUCCAUAUUCACUGUGCAAAAUUGCCAGCCAAAAUACUUCUUGAAAAGCACCCGCAUGAACUCAAUCUCUUAUUCCACUUCCCUUAUGAGGAUAAAACCGUUGUCUUUGAAUGCGAUGUUUGUCAAGUUAAGAUGAACAGAGAUCAUUGGUUGUAUUAUUGCGCUGAUUGUGAUUUUGCGGCGCAUUUAAAUUGUGCUACAGGUAAAGUUGCUCGAAAGGAAGAAUUGAGUAGUUCAUGUAAUAAAUAUUUGAAGUCUGCUACUCGCAAAGUUGAGGACAUUCAGGCAGUCGAUAAAGCUCAAGAAAGGGUAAUGGCAGCUAGGGUUCAAGCUCUGCUGAUGGCUCAAGGGAGGAAUGCUGCCCUCGAUUUGAUCUGACUCUGGAUCUCGCCGCCAAAAGUAUUAUUAUUAUUACUAUUGAUAUGCUUUUAAUGUUUCAAAAUAAAUGCCUCUCACUUCUCAGUGUCGGAAAUGAGAGUUUCUAUGUGUUUUGUGAACUUUAAUUAUGUUACUUUCAAGUGUAAAAUGGUCCCAAUGGGGCUUAGUUUAAAUAAGUUUGCCUCUGUUCAAUUUUCUACUUAUUUA
Molecule: messenger RNA, 793 nt
Organism: Olea europaea var. sylvestris
Lineage: Eukaryota; Viridiplantae; Streptophyta; Magnoliopsida; Lamiales; Oleaceae
Exons: 1
Coding region: 122-586 (154 amino acids)
Source: RefSeq, a predicted model, not a curated record